Oppia nitens is the source of this 648-nucleotide messenger RNA. RefSeq names its product diamine acetyltransferase 1-like. The coding region runs from base 1 to 588 and encodes 195 amino acids. The record is from RefSeq and is a predicted model, not a curated record. Gene Ontology annotation, molecular function: N-acetyltransferase activity. The transcript has a single exon. Lineage: Eukaryota; Metazoa; Arthropoda; Arachnida; Sarcoptiformes; Oppiidae.
AUGUUUACUAUAAGGAAAGCAGUUAAAGAUGACUGUCCGACAUUAAGACAACUGAUACUAGAGUUGGCCGCACAUGAAAAUGGUAACACAGAUUUGGUUUAUCCGUUGGAACAGCUCGAAGAACAGGGAUUCUGUGAUCAGCCAUCAAAACAACUGUUUCAGGCACUGGUAGCCCAAAGUACUGAUAGUAAACAACAACUCGUCGGUUAUAUCAUCUAUUAUAUGACAUAUUCUGCAUUUAGCGGAAAAAUCAUUCGAAUGGAGGAACUGUAUGUCAAUGCAGAGUAUAGAAGAUGUGGUUUGGGUCGGACACUGAUGAGAGAGUUGGCUAAAGAAGCCAUUCAAUUGUCUGUUAAUAGUAUUGAAUGGGAUUGUAUGUCAAACAAUGAAAGCUUACUAUUGUUUCUCAAGCGUUUGGGUGGUAAAGAUCUGACAGAUAGUGAAGGCGUUCACAUGUAUUGGCUUAUUGGCGAUCAAUUGAAACAAUUAGUUGAUACAAGUGACUCGGAUGGCCAUCAAUGUCUCGCAACAUGUAUUAGAGAGGCGACCAAAGAGGACAGUCGUAUUUUACAUCAAUUGACUCAAUAGUUCACUAAAGAGGUUAAUUUGGUUAGAGAUGUUAUCAGCGAACAUAACUUAAUUGACAAU